AUGGAGUGGCAAGUCAUAGAGUUCCAGAUUCCAGGCAGGAUUACAAAAUUCAAUUCUAGUUAUACCUUCAAUGGCUUUCUUACAGAUUUGCAUCCAUUGUUGCAAAAAAUGGCGGAAGAAAUAAUAGAUGGAAGCUAUCUGAAUGCAUUACUGGAUCUCAUACAGUUUCAAAGCUCCCAUGGGUGGACGGCAGACCUGUCCCACAGAGUCCUGGCCUAUCUGAAUUCACGGAAUGUUGCCUUCACCAUCCCCAGCCUGCAGGCAGCUGUGGAACACCACCUGGAGCAGCGUCUGUAUCAGCCGCAGAAGCUGCUGGAGGACCUGAGGGAAACAGAUGCUCAGCAAUUCUGCACCGCCAUGAAAUGCCUCUUAGAAGACAAGAAGGACCUCUUGGAGCUGGAAGACAUUGUUAUUGAUUUGAGAGAGAUCCGGAAACAAGCCUUCCAGAGCCCUGGUGUGAACCGCAGCCUGUUUCUCAUCACACUGGAGAGGUGUUUCCAGUUGCUGAACUCGCUGGAGUGUGUGGAGAUCCUGGGCAGGGUGCUGAGGGGCUCCUCAGGCAGCCUUCUGCAGCCGGACAUUGCAGAGAAGCUCCCCCAGGACCUGUGUGAGGAUGCCUUCAAGAACCUAUCUGCGGUGUUCAAAGAUCUCUACGACCAAACCUCGGCUCAUUCCCAGAGAGCUCUCUACUCCUGGAUGACUGGGAUUUUGCAGACGUCCUCCAAGGCUACUGACGACUCUGUUUCAUGGGUCAGUGCAGAAAACUUAUGGAUUUUGGGAAGAUACAUGGUUCACCUAUCAUUUGAAGAAAUUGUGAAAAUUAGUCCUGUAGAAAUUAGGCUGUUUAUCAGCUAUGACAAUACCACCAAGCUGCUGGACACGGUUUACGACAUCACACCCGAACUGGCCCGGGCAUUCCUGGAGAGGAUCAGCUCCUCCAGCUUUGACAUGAGGAAUACCUCCACCAUCCACAGGUCAUUAUCAUCUGAGCUCAAAGCCGACCUCCUGGACAUCGCCACGGAGAACCAGACCCUCAAUGAGACUCUGGGCUCUUUGUCAGAUGCGGUUGUGGGCUUGACCCACAGUCAGCUGGAAUCCCUCUCCCCCGAGGCUGUGCAUGGCGCCAUCUCUACCCUCAACCAGGUCUCAGGCUGGGCCAAGAGCCAGGUCAUCAUCUUGUCGGCCAAAUACUUGGCCCAUGAGAAGGUGCCGUCUUUCUACAGUGUCAGCCAGAUGGGCGUGCUGCUGGCCGGGGUUGGCACCCGGGCCUUCUAUGGCAUGGAUUGCAGGGACCUCUUGCAGGUCCUGAGAAGCACGGUCUCCUUGCAUGUGUCCAACUUGUCACCUGCCCAGAAGCAAGGUGUCCUCAGCAAGAUGAUUGAAGCAGGAGAUACUACCUCAGGCAUUGUGGAAAUACAAGGGGCUUUCUUUAAGGAGGUGUCUCUUUUUGAUUUACGGAGGGAACCCGGAUUUAACACUACAGUCCUAAAGGAAAAGGAGCUUCGAAGGAGUCAGGCCUUGUUCCUGUAUGAGCUUCUGUCAAAGUCGACCAGAAGGCCCGAGGAGCUCCUGAGCACCGGGCAGCUGGUCAAAGGCGUGACGUGCUCCCACAUUGAUGCCAUGAGUGUGGACUCCUUUCUGGCCCAUUUCCACUAUUUUGAGAACAACCUCUCCCUGCUCUCACCCUAUCAGGUUAAUUGUUUGGCGUGGAAAUACUGGGAGGUCUCCAGAUCCUCUAUGCCACCUUUCCUCUUGACUGCACUCCCGGCUCACUACCUGGCUUCUGUCCCAGCUUCCCAGUGUGUGCCCUUUCUGAUCAACCUGGGGAAGAGUCAGUUGGACUCCUUGGUUUUAGAUUCCCACAAAAAGAAUUCAGUCCUUAGGAAGGUACAGCAGUGCCUGAACAACUCCACUGCUGACGAGUACGCGGUAGACAUCAUGGGCAAACUGCUCUGCCACUUGCCAGCAGCCGUCCUCCACCGCGGUGUCUCUGCCCCGGCCUGGGCCACAGCCCUGCACGGGCUCAGAGACUGCCCAGACCUCAGCCCCGAGCAGAAGGCUGCCGUGAGGCUCAGGCUCCUGGAACAGCGCGGACUUCCCCAGAACUGGACGGCUGAGACGACAAAGGACUUGGGACCCUUUCUAGUACUUUUUUCAGGAGACGAAUUAAGCUCUAUUGCCACAAAGGCUAAAUCUAUUCUGCAAGGGUUCCUGGAGGAUUCAGGCUACAGUAUCCAGGAUCUGAAGAGCUUCCACUUAGUAGGACUUGGUACAACGCUGUGUACUAUGAACGUCACCGAAAUCUCACUCAUAAAGAUCUCAGAAUUCAGGGUGGUGGUGGCCAGAAUCGGGACCCUGCUCUGUAGCAUCCAUGUCUUGGCCGAGUUUAAGAGGAAGGCAGAAGUUGUGUUUGGGGAUCCCACCCAAUGGUCCAGCUCUGUCCUGCAGGAGCUCGGGACUAUUGCAGCUGGAUUAACGAAGGAAGAGCUCCAAAUGCUGGACAAGGAUUUGAUGCCGUAUUUCCAGCCAUCAGCAAUCAAAUGCCUUCCUGAUGAGAUAUUCAAAGAGCUGUCCAUGGAGCAGAUCGCCUCUUUGGGCCCCGAGAACGCCGCGGCGGUGACUCCAGCCCAGCGCCGGCAGCUGAGCAUGUUGCAGCUGCAGAGCCUCCAGCGGGCGCUAGAUGGCGCCAACACGCGCUCCUGGCUGGACACGCCCCCGAGCGCCAGUCCCACCCGGACCCCCUCCUCUGGUUCUCCUCCUGGAGGCCCUGUCACAUGGGGUCCUUGGCUUGGCUGUCCUCUGCUGGUUCUCCUGCCCAAGACCGUGUGGUGAGCAGCACGUGCGCAUGGCCCUUCAGUGUCCAAGCAGCGGGCCCCGGUGUGUGGAAACAGAGGCACUCCAGACUGUGAGACCCCCUACCCCCACCCACAGCCUCCACUGGGGCAGGGAGCCCCCAGGGCCUGGAAAUUUAACACUGAAUGGAAGAAUAAUUAUUAAAAAUGAUCUUAAAAAGUUCUUAAGCUGGCCUGUAUCCUCAGCAGAGAGCCAUUCUCUGCCCUGUUUCAGCCUCUCUUGCUUUCCAGCUUGGGGACAGAGAAACUGUGGGGAGGGAAGGAUGUUUUCUGUCAACAGCAUGAGGAUCUUAUGUACAAGUCACUGCCCUCCCUCCAGAGAGAGAUGCCAGGGGGUGGCAGGUGUUGGCAAAGGCACCAUUUUAGAUGGGGCCUGAUCUGGCUUCUUCUCUGGCUUAACGUCCCUCCCUUGGAGCUAUAGGCUGCAUUGGAUU
Molecule: messenger RNA, 3286 nt
Organism: Leptonychotes weddellii (Weddell seal)
Lineage: Eukaryota; Metazoa; Chordata; Mammalia; Carnivora; Phocidae
Source: RefSeq, a predicted model, not a curated record